Molecule: messenger RNA, 1945 nt
Organism: Cuscuta epithymum
Lineage: Eukaryota; Viridiplantae; Streptophyta; Magnoliopsida; Solanales; Convolvulaceae
Source: the annotation of a GenBank genome assembly
CUUAAAUCAAUCUCCCUUUUCGCCAUCACAUUUUUUUCAAAUAAAUAAAGGUGGAGGAAGCAUAGAAAGAAAAGCAAGACCAAAAAGGACAAGGAGACAAUAAUGGUUAAAGCAGGAGUCUUCUUCUUCUUCUUCAUAUUGGUGGCUGUAGUUUUCUUACAGCUGCUUUCCUCAUCAAUGGUGAGACCGAUGCUGCAGCUUCAUCCGUUAAGUUUCUUCCGGGAUUCGACGGCCCUCUGCCGUUCCAACUUGAAACCGGGUAUAUUGGUGUGGGAGAGUCUGAAGAGGUACAACUCUUCUACUAUUUCGUCAAGUCAGAGUCUGAUCCCAAAUCCGAUCCUCUCUUUCUUUGGCUCAACGGAGGGCCUGGUUGCUCAGCCCUUUCUGGCCUCAUCUAUGAGAUCGGUCCCAUUACAUUUGAACCGUUGGAGUAUAAUGGAAGCCUUCCCACAUUGAUUUCACACCCAUAUUCCUGGACAAAGGUGGCAAACAUAGUUUUUCUGGACUUACCGGUGGGUACAGGAUUCUCUUAUGCAACCACGCAAGCUGCUCAUCAGUCAAAUCCUACUAUGGCUUGCCACCACGCACAUGAAUUUCUUUUAAAGUGGCUAAAUGAUCAUCAAGAGUUUAUUUCUAAUCCGUUCUAUGUUACGGGUGACUCCUAUUCAGGCCAACUUGUUCCUAUUAUCGGUCAACUCAUCUCACAAGGGAACGAAAAUGGAAUUAGUCCCCAAAUCAAUAUGAAGGGCUAUAUACUUGGUAAUCCAUUAACGUUUCCGCUAGAAGCUAAUUACAAGUUCCCAUUCGCACAUGGAAUGGGGCUUAUUUCUGACGAGCUUUUCGAGGCAAAUGAGCUUUUAUCUGAUCUAUGUACUAUGAAAAAAAUUACCACAGUGCCAAAUACAAUGACUGAUGGGCUUACGUUUUAUGUCUAAGCAGUCACUGAAGAAGAAUUGCGAGGGAGAAUCGUUUUUAAACAUAAACCCAGAAAACGUGAAGUGUUACAACAAUUAUCAAACAUUCAGGCUGUUGACUGACGAAGUAAAUGAGAAUCAGAUCUUAGAGGCUCGAUGCGAAGAAAGCAAUUUGUUAAUGCCCAUCCAAAAGGAGUUUGGUCGAUCAAGGUUACUCCUUGAGAAGUCUAAAAACAUCAUCGGUCUUGAUGCACUUCCUUUUGUGAAAUGUCGGUCAGAUUGGUAUGACUUGUCUAAGUAUUGGGCUAAUGACGAAAGCGUUAGAGAUGCACUCCACGUAAGAAAGGGAUCUCUUGAGAGGUGGAGUAGAUGCAACAAAGAAUUGGAUUAUGUAUUCACAAGAUAUGACGUGAUUCCAUAUCAUCUAAACCUUAGCAUUAAAGGCUAUAGAUCACUUGUUUACAGCGGAGAUCAUGACUUUGUCAUAGCCUUCCUUUCAACACAAGCAUGGAUACGAUCUCUAAACUAUUCUAUUAUUGAUGAGUGGCGACCAUGGAUGGUUGAUGACCAAAUUGCAGGGUACACAAGAAGUUAUUCAAAUAAAAUGACAUUUGCAACUGUGAAGGGAGGCGGCCAUACUGCACCUGAGUAUAAACCCAAUGAGUGUUUGGCAAUGUUGAGAAGAUGGCUUUCUUAUAGAUUACUUUGAUUGUUUUAAAAAUGAUGUAUGGAAAAGUACAAAAUCAUGUAACAUUUGGGACUCUACUGAAUACAAUAAAGUACGGCACUAAAGUUGUUGUGUGUCUUAAAAUAAAUUCAAUACUUGCACUUAUACGUAAGAUAGUUUAGUAAGGAUCGUAUCCACAAGGAAAAGAUCGAAAUCUUUCUUACCAUUAAAUUGUAAAAAGGGGGAUUUAGAUUGUUGUUGAACAUAGAAGUAUUUAAACACUAAAAUGAACGACUUAUCUAUUAUAAAUUAAUAGAGAUGGAGACUUGGUUUUGCUUAUAUCCACCUAGUGAAAUGUUUGUCG